GCUGCCUAUGGAGGACACACAGAGACCCUUGACUCCUUAAUCACAAAUGGUGCUACCUCACAGCUCCAGGAUCAUUAUGGACGGACACCGCUUUGGUUGGCUGCAGCUGGCGGCAAGACCGCCACAGUAGAAGCCCUCAUUAAGAAACAUAGCGUCGAUCAUCAAAUAGCUGACAAUCUUGGGAGAAAGCCUUCCUGGAUAGCUGUGAAGAAAGGACAUGGCGCAGUAUCGAAGGUUCUCCAAGCGCAUGAUGGAGAAUCCAACACUGAGCCAAUAGUGCCACCCAACGGGAAUCAUCACCAAUCACGUCUAGAAUGCGAUGUCUGCACCUCAAAAAUUCCAACAACUGUCUUUCAUUACCAUUGCAACCUCUGCGCUGGUGGAAAUUGGGAUAUAUGCGAGGACUGUAGGAAGUGUGGAGCCACUUGCGUGGACCCGGCUCACCUUCUGCUUAAACGGACGAUGCUUAACGGAGUCUGGUCAGAGAUCACAACUAACCAUGACUCAUGA
Paraphaeosphaeria sporulosa is the source of this 510-nucleotide messenger RNA. RefSeq lists its product as uncharacterized. The annotation marks the transcript as partial. The transcript has a single exon. NCBI's taxonomy places the organism in Eukaryota, Fungi, Ascomycota, Dothideomycetes, Pleosporales, Didymosphaeriaceae. Gene Ontology annotation, molecular function: protein binding. The record is from RefSeq and is a predicted model, not a curated record.